AUGUGUGUUUCAUCACACAUGUUAAUACUCUCUCUUUCUCUGUUUUCUCAAGGUUUUCUAAUCUCAGUGUCAAAAUCUCUGCAAAAGGUAGAAGAUGAAGAUAUGUUGCUGAACACAUUCAGUCUGGGAAGAACUCUUCGAAAUGGAGAUAGAACAGAAAACAGAGGAGCUCCACCAUUGCUGAAGAAUUAUAAGACUGAAGACAGUAGCUUUUUGGAUGAAGGGGAAAACAGAAACCCAACGUUCUUUGACAUGGGUUCCAAACACGACUUCCUAAACCAGGGUAUGGUAAUCAACUUAGGUUCAAAGCGGCUACCUUAUCUUGCACUGAAAGGUGCCAUGGCUUUUCCAACUGACAAGGAAAUUCAGAAUAUUGAAUCAAUACAAGAAAGAAGAGACACCAGGGGUGAAGAAAAUUCAGCUAAACUCCCUAUAGGAAGAAGAGAUUUUGAUGUGCUCAGGUGUAUGUUGGGAAGAGUCUAUCGACCAUGUUGGCAAAUCUGAAAAGUCCUGGUCUGCACUACCUUCUUUGAAGAAGAUCAAACAUUUCAUUUUGAAUUUAAUGCAA
Messenger RNA from Tinamus guttatus (white-throated tinamou), 568 nucleotides. The record is from RefSeq and is a predicted model, not a curated record. Lineage: Eukaryota; Metazoa; Chordata; Aves; Tinamiformes; Tinamidae.